AUGUUGCCAGAUGCACAGUGCCUGCUGACGAUUCUGAGCCUUCGAUCGAACUUGACAGCCAUUGAGACUGCAGAUCUCAAGCCGAAUCUCAGCGCACUGGCCUUCCAAGACGAUUCCGGCUCGUUGUGCAACCACCACUGGACCUGGUCUGGGAUUGCAGGCUUUUGGCACGAGCGCGAGAAUGACCAGCAACACGUAAGUUGGAGCAUCGACCGCUCCGGAGCCCCCAGUGCGGUGGGCCAGGUCACCGCCGAGUUAUCCCCCGGGGCGCCAUGUAGGUCGGGAAGCUCUUUGAAGUCCGACUCGGCACUCGUGGUGGUCCAGAGCAAAGACCGCUUCGCAACGAAUGUCUGGCACCGCAUGGCUGUGAUAUUUAUGGCAUGGGUGACGCCCAGAGUGCUGCAGCUGAAGGGAAAGCUUCCCCAGAACAUCACCGUCGCCUACUAUGUGCCGCCCUUGAAGGAGUCCAGCAUGGAGAACGACAGCGGCCCAUAUCCCUGGAAGAUGCUGGGAUCGCUGGCUCCUGAGGACUGUGGCUUUGAGCAUCGCAUCAGGGCGCCAGAGGACGGCUUCCUCUGGGACCUUGCAUGGGAUCUGCCGAUGAAGUGCGUUCAUUCUUCCAACCUCUGGAGAGACUUUCAGUCGGCGCUUUAUGCCGGCGUCGGGCUGGUGUCCAACCAGUCUUCGGAUGGCCGCAGUGUUUGUUACGUCGGCCGGCCGACUGCGAGUUCUGACCGACAGCUGAGCGAGAAGACCUUCGAUGCACUGAAGCAGACUACGGGACGCGUCCGUUUGGAUGGGGAGCCUCUGAUUUUUCGCCCUCUGGCCUUUGACGGCAGCGUGCCCAUCUCGAAGCAAGCCGAGAUGGUCAGCGCUUGCGAUGUCCUCAUUGGGAUGCAUGGAGCCGGAUUGAUGCAUUCCAUCUGGAUGUAUCCCGGAAGUGUUGUGGUGGAGCUGAUGGACCCAGAGCAUGCGGGUGCCGCCUACUACCGCAACGUUGCGCACUUAUCAGGACAUGUCUACCUACAGCACGCCAAGAGCGAGGUCGAAGAGAAGCCUGAGGUUCUGAAGAGUUUGAUGGUCACUGCUGCGGAGAUCAUCUCCAACAAGGCAACCAACUCGCUCCACGUGAGUAUGCUCCAGAAGGCUGAGCGUCGGCGUGUGACUUAUCAGCAGGAGCCCGAAACGGGGCCGAGACUGGUCCCUGCCCUCAAGGGCACUCACCUUUUCGGUGAAAAGAAGCGCUGCUGCGGUUUGGUCUCCAAGAAGAAUAUGGACGUGCAGCUUGCAGAUUUGCAGGCGGCGGUGAACAAAGCGGCCUCCGAGGCGGCCAGGUUCUUGGACGUCGCCCGCACGGAGCUGGGGGCCCUCGCGGCCGACAUUGCAGACUUCACCGCGAAGCACAACCACCUCAGGAAAGCUGACAUUGACUAUCAAGCCGACCUCUUUGACCAGCAGCGGAGAAACGACGCCCUGUCAGACCAGCUGGAGAAGCUUACGGCACGACGUCGGCUUGCUGAAACGCGGUUGCAGGCGGACAUGGAGAGCCUGCGAACCGAGAACACCGUGCUCAAGCGAUCGAUGGGCGCGCUAUCCAACCUCUCCAAGGACAACAAGAAGCGGUUGACGGAGAUUUCCAACUGGAUGAGUGUCCUUUGUGGCCGCCAUCUGGAGAGGAAUCACGACACAAUGCUCAUGGCUUAUCAGAAGCGAGUGGUGCGACGUCAGGCGUUCUACGAGCGGAUCUCCUGGGUCCAGCUGCAACACCUGCGCGUGGUCGUGGAGAAGCUGUCGAAGCUCCUGGUCGAGCGACAGGAAGAGCUCAAGAUAGCCAGGACAAGACAGGAAGUCCGCCUGUAUCGGCGGCUGACCGUCGAAGCUUGCUGCCUGCUGUACGAAGUGAGGCUGCGGUCUGGCGAGCUGCAAAAAGAUGGCAGCCUGACACAGAACGAGGCGAUUGAGGAAUGCUUGAAGAAAGGGAAGAUGAAGCACCGCCCAACCGGACUGAUGAUGUUCUUUGCAAAGGUGACCGACAUCACCAACCGAUUCAAGCAGAAGAUGCUGGAGAAGCGCAUGACAUUGAAGGCGGGCUUUCAGCCCUAG
This is a messenger RNA of Symbiodinium sp. CCMP2456, 2103 nucleotides long. The record is from the annotation of a GenBank genome assembly. NCBI's taxonomy places the organism in Eukaryota, Dinophyceae, Suessiales, Symbiodiniaceae.